Pelobates cultripes (western spadefoot toad) is the source of this 462-nucleotide messenger RNA. The record is from the annotation of a GenBank genome assembly. Lineage: Eukaryota; Metazoa; Chordata; Amphibia; Anura; Pelobatidae.
AUGACCGCAUUGGAAUCUGCAGGCCCAGUACCCCAGCAAACACACAACCAUGACAGGCAGCUUAUGGACCUGCAGCUGCAUGUUGAAGAUUUAGACAACAGGAGCCGCAGGAAUAACAUCAGAGUGAGAGGGCUACGCGAAACAGAAAAUCUGAGAGAGACUCUAACCUCACUCUUUAACAUCAUACUGAACAGGCCCCUUGAAGCACGCCUGUAUAUUGACAGAGCGCACCGCACUCUCCGCCCGAAACCGCCACCAACACCACUGCCAAGAGACGUCAUCUGCUAUAUACAAGACAUCCAGUUGAAAGAAGACAUCAUAAAGGGAGCACGCACAGAAAGAACAUGGCGGUACAAAGGCCAAAACGUGGAACUCUACAAUGAUCUCUCCCACCUCACCCUGCAAACGCGGCGAGCCCUCAGACCAGUCACAACUAUCCUCCAGGAACACCAUUUAAGAUAA